CUCACUCUUACUGAGGGCCGUGCACAGUCUCAACCACCAUGGAUCCGAACGAUCUCAACAGUCUUUCCGAGGUCGAGAGCCUCUCCGACUCAGACUGGCUCGACAUCAGCAGCAGAGCCUCCGAGAACGACUCGGACGCAAGUGAUCGGGAGGAUCUCGAGUCUGACUAUCGCCCACCAUCUCGUCGCUCGGUCGCCAGUACUGGAAGCUCACACGAGGGCGAGGUUCACGGAUGGGAAGGCAUCGUCGAAGACAGUGCAGACGAGGCGCUCCCCGCUCCAGUGGCGGUCCCCGCCGGUACGCUCACCGACCCCCGCCUCGCUCACCUGUCUCUGUCCUUCAGGGCGGCAGCGCUCUCGGAGUCGGCUGUGGCAAGGCACCUCGCCCUGGUCGACCCUGAAGAAGAGCAGCGCGUGAAGGAUGCGCUCGACCAGAGCAUGGUCAGCACGCUCAGCAGCUCGCGCUCGAACUCCCUGAACGGCUCCGCCGUGCACACCUCGGUCGUCCACUCUCGCGACAUGCGCCUCUCCUUCCCCGAUCCACUCACAAGCCCUCGAGCCGAGUCGCUCAGCCCCUCAUACGAGGAUAUUUCCAUCCCGACCGACACUGACCUGAGUCCCUCCGAUGGGGAUACGCAGCCUCCUACCCAACCCCAGGAGGCCGUCGCAGCCCCGGUCUCCACACCACCCGCAGCUGAUCCGGGCGCUACCCCUACGCCCGAGGUCGCGCGGGCCGGCGGCGACCACGCACGCGCGCGCACGAACAUCCAUUCAAGCCGCAUUAUCGACUUCUACAUUGUGCUUUAUGGCGCAUCCUCGGAGAACAAGCACCGCGUCGUUCACAGACUGCUUGAGAAGCUGAUGACUGCGACCGGCUGCGGAUUCUCCGCGCUCCCGCAGAUAGACGUGCCGCGCAACAUCCGCACGCUCGUGAAUGGCGGGCGCACGACGCACUACAUUAUCUCUGUUAUCGACCGCACGGACGCUGUUCUGCAUGGGAAGGAAGAGCCGGCUUCUUUCGCCUCCCAUGCAGAGAAACCGUCGCUCGCGGUCGUAUUCCUCCCGUCGGCCGUCACAGCGGUGCCUGAACAUACACUCUACCUGCCGGUUCUAACCCAGGACACGACUGAAGAUGACGACGACCUGUUCGAGUCAAGCGAUCGUCUGCUCGACGCCGAGCAAGAUUGGCAACUCCUAGGUAUCCCCAAGAACAAGACCGUCUCUGCGUUCAUCUCCGCCGGCAAGUCGACAGUUGUGGAGGAAGACGACCUCGAGCGUGCCUCACCCGCACGAGUGGCACGUGCGUUCAGACCCCUGCUCCCAUGGACGCAAGUGUGGUCGUCCCAGAACCUGACGUCGCGUCAUGCGCUCACUAUCUUCGCGAUACUCUCGAUAGUGCUCGGGUAUCUGAUCAACGGGUCCUUCUCGUCCGCCUCAGUUGCGCGACCUGCCAAGCCAGGUGUAACAAUUCUCCCCAUUCGUGCACAGUCCCUGCCCUCCCCCGUCGUGUUGAACAUGUCGGCGGCCGUGCCCGGUCCGACGUCCACCGGAAUGGCCCUGGUCUCGUCCUCUCUUAAGGACUUUGCGCUUGCGGUCCUGAGUCCUUUCCCCGUGGCAUCCACCUCUUCAGUGGCUGCAAAGGCUCUUCCCUCUCCCACCGCCGCUGCUGUGCCGGAUCCAGCACCGGAAGCCGGCGCCCCGUCCGAGUGCGAGUGUGGCUGCGGCCUGAUCACCUGGCCCGCGAAGAACAAGCCGUCCACAGACGUCGCGCUCCGCCCCACUCCGCCCUCCCCGUCCCUGGCCGGGCAGGCAUUCACCAAGGGCGGUCUGUCCCUCGUCACCCCAGGCGCCUCUGUGAAGGGCAAAGGCAAGGCGCGCGCGUCCGAGGACGACUCUCUCUACGCGCUCAGCACCCGUAUCGCCGGCGCGCUCACCGAGUACAUCGACACGUGCAUCAACUUCGGCGGCGCCGCGCGCAACGACGUGCAGGAGGUCGUCGACGCCCUCGAGGAGCUCAGCCAGGCGAUCGGACGCCAGACCGAGGAGGCGCUGGAGCAGACGCAGGUGAUGGUGGAGGAGGUGCGCCAGACGCUCCGCAACCGCCACGAGCGCGCGCGCGAGCGGGCGAAGGAGAUCCGCGCGGCGGGCGAGCGGUGGUUCUCGUCAGUGUCCGAGGUCAGCGCGCGUGUUCGGGACCGCGUCAGUCUGGCGAAGGAGAACGCGCGGGGCCUCAGGGAGGCGGUGGUGACUAGACACAACCGCCGGGAGGAGGCGCGCUGGGUGCGCAAGGAGCGCCGUGAGGGCCGUCAGGAGAGGCGCGAAGCACGUAGAGCGUCUCGGUGGGAGCGUCGCGCUGACAGGUGGGGACGUUCCGCGCAGCCUGUCGAGGCGGCCUGAGGCGGUACACUGACAAGGACAUAUGGAUUCCUCAUUUCUCGUUUCAUCGGUUUCUUUCUGUGUAUGUUGCGUUUUGGAUGUAUGAUAUAUCGAAGCAAGAUGUAUGUAUGUAACUAUAUGUUGGUAGCAAGCACAUCAAUGAAGACUCCCUGUUAUU
Molecule: messenger RNA, 2553 nt
Organism: Trametes versicolor FP-101664 SS1
Lineage: Eukaryota; Fungi; Basidiomycota; Agaricomycetes; Polyporales; Polyporaceae
Exons: 3
Coding region: 39-2396 (785 amino acids)
Source: RefSeq, a predicted model, not a curated record